Rotaria sordida is the source of this 686-nucleotide messenger RNA. The record is from the annotation of a GenBank genome assembly. Lineage: Eukaryota; Metazoa; Rotifera; Eurotatoria; Philodinida; Philodinidae.
CAACCCAGGACGAGAAAUUUGAAACUCGACUUCAGCUGAAUCCCAUAGGAUUUCCGAGUAAUUCAACAACGUCCGACAGAUUCUCGUCUGAUGUCGGUUCUGUUGAUUUCCGAUAGUUGAUCCAAUAGUCGGAAAACAUCGGCUGCAAGCUGAAUUCCAUACACACCUUUUGAAUUUAGAUCGAAAGUCUUAAAUCUAAAUUUAAAAGAGAGCGUCGUCCGCUUCAACAAACUUCCGAGCAAGUCCAACAAAUGAAACUGAAGCAUGGUAGCAACUAUGGUCGUCCCAUAAAAGGAAAUGAUAAUAUAACUGCACCCCGUCGUGAAAUUCCUAUUGAUUUUUGGAAUAAGAUAGAUCUUAAUGAUGAUCCUGAAGAUUUAGAUAAAAGUAUUCAAUUUAUGAAAAAAGAGUUGUUACAAGAAAAAGUAGAUUUUGAUGAAGUCAGAAUUGUGUGGAAAAAAGCAUUGGUAGCAAGAAGAAAAUUUAUUCAAACUCAUACAACAAAAGAAGUGUUACAAGAGUUUCCUGGUUAUCAUCAUGUUCUAUUGAUUUUCGACGAGAUUCAAUACCUAUGUAAUGUUGAUAUUGAGUCAAAUUUAGAAAAUGCUUUACCAAAAUUACUUAGUAUAAUACCUGAAAAUUCAGGUUUUGUAAAUGGCAAAUCUUCCAGCAGUACGAUUAAUUAA